UGUCUCUUACACACUUUCUGUUGACUCAUUCUUUUCUCGCUCAUACUUGAACCAGUUUAUUUUUUAUUCUUCCUAUUUUAUCUUUUCAAAGUUUGCGUGUUUUUGCUUACAAGUCCUCCAAGGCAGUGCAACAGUUUGUGUGCAACUACUCAUCCAGGACAGAGGUUUUCAGUUCAUUAUGUACUCCUAAAACUAACGCCUUGUGCCUACUGGGAGAGUUUGACCCUCAUAGCAGUGAGAUGGAGGGAAUAAAAAGAAAGAGGGGAUGCCAGCGAGACGUGGCCACAGUGUCCCACAGAUGGUGGCCACUAAAACAGCCUUACUAAUCUGGUGUAGGUGAUCUACAAUGCACAGAAGUCCUGACGUGAAGUUAGAUCAGACUUUAACUCCAGUAUGGUGCACAUGAGGAGGCUCUUGCGAGUGAAGGGAGAUGUUCUGUGCAGUAUGCUGCUUCUGCUGCUCUUCUGUCUGCUGUUUUAUGCCCGGCAGGUGAUACUGUCCUCUGGAUGGGACAGACCCCUCUUGAAACUGGAGGUGAACAGCUCUACCAGCUCCAGUCGAACUCUUCUGGGCGCUAAUAGAUCCAAAGUAAAAAUUAUUCCUGCCACGAGACUCGCAGAUCCAAAGCUGGACACUCAUAAGCCUCAGACCAAAACCAAAACUCCACAGGCCAAGUCCAAAAUCCAGGUUAAAUCCAAGGGGAAAUCCAAGUCGAGACGCAAGAAUGCAGCCAAACCAACCAGGCCUCCUCUGCCCACUCUGCCCCCAUUCGACUUCGAGGGCUACCUGAAAGCAAAGGACAACCGGAACUUCAGCCUCCUCAUUGACCAACCUGACAAAUGCCACAUAGAUGGACAAAUCGCCCCGUACUUGCUUAUUGCUGUAAAAUCUGUGGCAGCUGAUUUUGAUAAGCGCCAGGUUGUGCGUCGGACCUGGGGGAGAGAAGGGAACUUUCCAAAUGGGGUCACCAUACGCACAGUGUUCCUGCUGGGUGUCCCAAGGAACCAGAGUGCCCUGCCCUUAUGGGACAAGCUCCUGGAGUAUGAGAGCCAGAGCUUUAAAGACAUACUGCUGUGGGACUUUGAAGACACCUUUUUUAACUUAACGCUGAAGGAAACACACUUUUUGAUGUGGGUCAACAGCAGCUGUGAACAUAUCAAGUUCAUCUUCAAGGGUGAUGCUGAUGUCUAUGUAAAUAUUGAGAACAUUCUGGAGUUGCUGGAGGGUCAGGAGCCAGAGGAGGACCUGUUUGUUGGUGAUAUUAUUGUGAAGGCCAGACCCAUUCGCCGACGCAGCUCAAAGUACUUUGUUCCAGAGUUUGUGUAUGGAGGCACUCUGUACCCAUCUUAUGCUGGAGGAGGAGGAUUCGUAAUGUCUGGGUUCACAGCUCGGAGACUUAGCUCAGCAUGUCAACAGGUGGAGCUGUUUCCCAUCGACGACGUAUUUUUGGGAAUGUGUCUUCAGCAGAUUGGAGUCAAACCCUUGCGGCACCAGGGCUUCCGGACAUUUGGGAUACCCCGCCCCUCCGCCGCACCUAAUCUCCAAACAUUUGACCCGUGUUUUUACCGUGAGCUGAUGGUGGUCCACAGCUUGAGUGUCCCACAGAUAUGGCUGAUGUGGAACCUGCUGCAUGACUCUAAAGUGAGUUGCCACAACAGAGCGCAGGCCACCUCCAGACCUUUCUCCUGGAGGUUUGACAACAGGCCCCAAACAAAGGGGACAGCAGACACAGACUACGGAGAAACAAGAGUGUUUGUCAUACACUAGAGUCUUAAUGUCAUACAUGAGAGAAAGUGGGGAUGGUUCUUUGCACUAAAAACACCACCUUCAUAACGUACCACUGCAAACUAAUAAAGAAAAUGUGUCUAAAUCAGGGCUAAAUUAGGCUUAAUAGGACAGGGAAUACUCCAGUGCUAUCUGGAGAUUUGCCAAGCUGUGCAAGAGAAUCUGGCUGUAGACCUCCACGCAGAAGAUCUCCACCAGGAUGACCCUCCACCCACUUUUUUAUUAGUUUUUUAUCUUAUUAAGAAAUUAAAUUAUCUGCUGUUACUAAGGCAACAGGGAAUACAGUUGUAUCUGCUGUUGCCUUAGUUCCCUAUAAAAUGUUAUUACAGGUUAUAAAGCAUUUUAUCAUUUUUUUUUAGCACUUCAAAGAUUGUACAUUUAAUUCACAAUAUGUUUCUAAAAGUUUCCUCAUUUUAAAUUAACUUUGUGUUGUCUCUACUGUAUUCUGCUUGCAUAGGGAUAACACAUAUUCAACCUGUAGCCUACAAUUAUACAAAUAAUAUAGGCAUAUUAUGUAUUUUGUCCGUGAAUGUGUUGCCAUAGGCCCCAUGUUUGGUUAGGAUUAGACGCAAAUCUGUUAUGGAUAAGGUUAGGGAAGGCGUUUGGGCUUGUCUUUAGUGUAAAACUUCUGUCAACUUCUGUAACAUUGAAAACAGCGGGCAUGAAACAGUGGACUUUGGUGGUCUUUUAGCUUGGCCGCUGUUUGUUUACUUUAGGGACGUGUGGAUGGAGGUAAGUCACGUGAGGGUCCUGUGGGUGGAGGUCUGAGGUUUGGGUUCCUCUCAAAGUGUGUAUCCCUUAACUCAAUGUUGUUUAUUUUUUGUAGAAAUGAGGCCAACUAAAAUAUGUUUGAAUGAGAAUGUGACAAAUGUGAUAUGUUCAAAAUUUACUUUUUGAGAAAAAUGCUCUUGAGGAUCAAGUAGGCUAUAUUCUUUGUUUAUGAAAAAAAGCCAUGUCUUUAUUUUAUUUUUGUUUAACUGUUAUAAGACCCUGAAGUUUGCACUCAGCACAUUGUGCAAUUGCUGUUUCCAACAGUGGAGUGAAGAGUUCUCUGUGCCCUUGUGUUGUUAUAAAGUACUGUAUCAUGUAUUUAAACAGACUCUUGACAGUAGUUUUGUUAAAUGCAGUUAUAACUGGGUAUUCCUCUCUGACAUAAGCAGGUAAAAUGUGCCCCUUGACUGGAGCCAAAGACUUAUUAUUGACACAAUUAUUCUUCUUAGCAUUUGUUCUUUGGACAAGAAACAACCAAAUCCAAAUAAGAACCAUCUGUUGAGUGAAAAUCUGAGUUUACAAAAACAUUUGAAGUGUGGUGGCUGUGAAACCAAAAAGCAUUGUAGUAUAAUGUACAGAAAAUCAGCACAUUUUUGUAUCAUCUUUUAUUGGUUUUCAUAUUACACAUGAUGCUUGCUUAUGAACCUCAAGCUCAUCUUGAUUGAAAUGUUUCAUUGGACUGAAGAUGGCGCUGCCACCUCAGUACCAAUAGAAAGAUUUUCAUUAUGGAAAAGACAGUGUCUUCCAUUCUCA
Boleophthalmus pectinirostris (great blue-spotted mudskipper) is the source of this 3309-nucleotide messenger RNA. It is a transcript of the gene b3gnt9, whose product is annotated as UDP-GlcNAc:betaGal beta-1,3-N-acetylglucosaminyltransferase 9. The record is from RefSeq and is a predicted model, not a curated record. The coding region runs from base 394 to 1767 and encodes 457 amino acids. Gene Ontology annotation, molecular function: hexosyltransferase activity. The transcript is spliced from 7 exons. Gene Ontology annotation, cellular component: membrane. NCBI's taxonomy places the organism in Eukaryota, Metazoa, Chordata, Actinopteri, Gobiiformes, Gobiidae.